GUCGGGUCGGGUCGGGCCGGGCCUGGCGCCGGGCGGGCGGUGCACGGCGACGGCAGAGAGAGCGAGAGAGAGCUUCAUCGAGGCGGACAGUUACCUCAGCUUCUCCCUGACCCCGAGGCUCAUCGCACGUCGUGCAGUUUGACGGGACAUUUCAUAACCAACCACCGAAAGUACUUUUCUGCAAGGAAAUUACAGCUACUCAAUUACGUUCCGAAUGUCGCUGUUUCGAUAAUUUCCCACUGUGAUUGGAAAAGUGGAAAGCAAGCUGGAUUGCAGAAAUAAAGGGUAGUAUUGGAUUCCAGAAACAGAAAACAGAAAAGAUGACAAAACAUACAAACGGAAAACUGUGACUGAUUAUGGUCCAUUAUUCAAAUUACCUCUCUACUCUGAGGUUACACUGAAGACAUACAAGUACUUUAAGGCUUCUCACAGUGGGACCUUAAAUGGAAAAAAUGAAAAAGUUUAAGCGACGUCUCUCUCUAACCUUGCGUGGCAGUCAAACAAUCGAUGAGUCUCUGUCUGAGCUUGCAGAGCAAAUGACUAUUGAAGAGAACAGCAGCAAAGAUAAUGAGCCCAUUGUGAAGAACGGCAGGCCUCCAACAUCGCACAGUAUGCACUCCUUUCUCCACCAGUAUGCAGGCUCUUUCAAAAAGCCCCCACUGCGGAGACCCCACAGUGUGAUUGGUGGGAGUCUCACCUCCUUCAUUGCCAUGCCUAGGAAUGGGAGUAGACUAGAUAUAGUGCAUGAAAAUUUGAAAAUUGGCUCAGAUGGGGAAAGUGAUCAAGCCUCUGGGACAUCUUCUGAUGAAGUACAGUCACCUACUCAUGUCCGUAUGAGAAACCACCUGCACAGAAGGAUCUCCAUGGAGGAUGUCAACAAGCGCCUGUCAUUGCCUGCAGACAUUCGAUUACCUGAUGGCUACUUGGAGAAACUGCAAUUGAGCAGCCCACCCUUCGACCAGCCAAUGAGCAGAAGAUCUCGCAGAGCUUCCCUGUCGGAGAUUGGAUUUGGAAAACUAGAAACGUAUGUUAAAUUGGACAAACUGGGGGAGGGCACCUAUGCAACAGUAUUUAAGGGAAGAAGUAAACUGACAGAUAAUCUAGUAGCACUGAAAGAAAUCAGGCUGGAACAUGAAGAGGGAGCACCUUGCACAGCGAUACGGGAAGUGUCAUUACUGAAGGAUCUGAAGCACGCAAACAUAGUCACUUUACACGAUAUUAUUCAUACAGAAAAGUCAUUGACACUAGUCUUUGAAUACCUGGACAAAGACCUGAAACAGUAUAUGGAUGAUUGUGGGAACAUAAUGAGCAUGCACAAUGUGAAGAUAUUUUUAUACCAGAUUUUACGGGGCUUAGCCUACUGUCACAGGCGGAAAGUGUUGCAUCGAGAUCUGAAACCGCAGAAUCUGCUGAUCAAUGAAAGAGGAGAACUCAAGCUAGCUGAUUUUGGUUUGGCAAGAGCCAAGUCAGUCCCUACAAAGACGUACUCAAAUGAAGUUGUAACAUUGUGGUACAGACCUCCUGACGUACUCUUGGGUUCUUCAGAAUAUUCCACACCGAUUGACAUGUGGGGUGUUGGAUGUAUCUUCUAUGAAAUGGCAGCCGGGCGGCCCCUCUUUCCUGGCUCAACUGUAGAGGAUGAAUUGCACUUAAUUUUCAGGCUAUUGGGCACACCCACAGAGGAGACAUGGCCGGGAAUAAUUUCAAAUGAUGAAUUCAAGACUUAUAACUUUCCUAACUACAAGCCCCAACCUGUGAUCAAUCAUGCACCAAGGUUGGACAUGGAGGGAAUUGAUCUGUUGUCCAACUUUUUACAAUACCAGGCAAAGAAGAGAAUUUCUGCAGACGAUGCCAUGAAACAUUUCUACUUCAAAAGCCUUGGAGCAAGGAUACACACUGUACCAGAUGGUGCCUCAAUUUUCUCUAUAAAUGAAAUUCAGUUACAAAAGGAUCCUGGCUACAGAAACUCCUCGUACCCAGAUACAGCACAUGGGAAAAACAGAAGACAGAGCAUGUUGUUCUAGGCUGUCUUUCAAAAGAAUAAAGAAUUGAGUUCCAUCUGCUUGCUGUUUUACAUUGCAGCUACCCAAGAUCCCGAUUUGGUGAAGGCAAAAACUUUCCAUUAUGUUUCGAACGACAACUUGAACUUCUCUAACGUCUUCUUUACUGCCAUCUUUGCAAUGGAGUCUUCUUCAAACCUAGAGAUUGUUUUAUAUUCGCUGGUCACAGUGUGACGUUUUAUAUAGAUAUAUAUAUAAAUAUAUAUACACGCAUGUAUAUUUAUAUAUAUAUAUAUUUUAAAAAACGGUUUUAUGGUUCACUUCUGCUGUUCUAGAGCCAGUGAGUUACAGCUGUUGUCGUUGUAAUUCCAGCUGCAGUUUUGUGCAGGACUGGAAACACAGUGCUUAUUUAUUGGGAAUCAUUGCUGCUAAAUGACUACUGUCCAUAUGUACCACAGCAUCAGUGAGUGCCCUGGUGGAAAAUGUGAGAGUGGCUUGUAGCAUGUGAAUGCAUCUGUUUCCCCUAUUAACUAUUUUACAGCAUUUGCAGGAUUUUCCGUCUUUAUUUGUUCAGCUGCUGUUGGCUUUUGAAUGUCUGGUAGAAGUAGAAAUCUUGCUUUUCCUUCAAAUGUGACUGUGGUUAGCUCUCCCUUGAACCCUCAAAGCUCAAAGUGCAGAACUUGUGUUUGUGUAAAAUCCUGUGCGGCCAUCAGGCGUGCUAAUUUUUUUCUUUUUUCAAAAAAAAAUCAAUUAAGCAAUCCAGCAGCAAAUCUGGUAAUUUCGUAGUUGCAAAGUGUUUACAUAGUCAUUCCACCUCCUUUUGCCAUGUCACUGUACAACCAGAUGGGAAUUCAAAGGGUUCCAUUUUGUAACUGAUGCAUUUCUUAGACUGAUAUAUUGAUUUCACUACAGAUCUUGUGUGUCUCCCGGAGUAUCAUCAGGAGGCUUUGGUUAACAGUAUUGGUGUGUAUGUAAGUGUGUUUGCCUUUCUAAAUGAUGGAUUUAAUGGACCUGAUUUUAGGGUCACUUGAUGUAAACUCAAGUUAUCAAAUGUGUAUGAUCAUUGGUGACCAAUUUUUUCUGACUUUUACUGUAAACUUAUUCAGGGUCCUACCAUUUUCUUAAAAAUUGGGUAGUAUGAUGUUAUUUAACAGUGUUAAGCGUAUUUUGUAUGUUUUAACUUUAUUUGUGAACUGUGAUUGAUGGUGGCAUGUUCAAAAGUGUUUUAUAUGUUGUUGCCUAUGAAUGGAUUUUAUUGGAGCUUUGCGAGAAGAAAAAGGAAACUGAUUCAUCGGUAACAUUGUACAUUGGACCACUACCAUUCAACAUUUAUCAAAAUGAUUCCAAGCUGAAAUUUGUAGAUUGAACUAAAAACUGCUGUGCUAUUUCUGACUGACAGUUCUAUAUUUUUUUCUGAAAAUAUAAAUAUUACAAUGCA
This is a messenger RNA of Callorhinchus milii (elephant shark), 3438 nucleotides long. RefSeq names its product cyclin-dependent kinase 17 (gene cdk17). The transcript is spliced from 19 exons. Bases 444 to 2024 code for a protein of 526 amino acids. Gene Ontology annotation, cellular component: nucleus; cytoplasm. Gene Ontology annotation, biological process: protein phosphorylation. NCBI's taxonomy places the organism in Eukaryota, Metazoa, Chordata, Chondrichthyes, Chimaeriformes, Callorhinchidae. Gene Ontology annotation, molecular function: protein kinase activity; ATP binding. The record is from RefSeq and is a predicted model, not a curated record.